Messenger RNA from Brugia malayi, 633 nucleotides. It is a transcript of the gene Bma-tli-1, whose product is annotated as C2 domain containing protein. Gene Ontology annotation, biological process: ubiquitin-dependent protein catabolic process. Gene Ontology annotation, molecular function: ubiquitin conjugating enzyme binding; ubiquitin binding. The transcript is spliced from 5 exons. NCBI's taxonomy places the organism in Eukaryota, Metazoa, Nematoda, Chromadorea, Rhabditida, Onchocercidae. Gene Ontology annotation, cellular component: cytoplasm. The record is from RefSeq and is a predicted model, not a curated record. Bases 1 to 633 code for a protein of 210 amino acids.
AUGGCUUCUUCAUCUGCUGCAUCCAACUCGUCGUCAGUAAAUCCCAUGCGGAUUUCUGCGGCUGAGCGACGAAAGAAGGUUUUUUUGGGUCAAUUACCAGAUGAUUUCUUGCGUAUAACUACUCCAUCGCCAGUUUCAGUUCAAAGGCAACAACAGCAGUCUGUGGUUCCUGUCUAUAUUACGGAUCCUAAUUUGGUUACUCAGCAAUCUCUUUUGCAAGCACAGCAGGCAUUCUACAGCUUUGUACCUCCGAAUACACGUGGUCGUCUUUCGAUAACAGUCGUGAGUGCGAAGCUUGUAAAAAAUUAUGGUUUGGUGCGGAUGGAUCCUUACUGCUGUGUGCGAGUAGGGAAUGCCGUUUUUGAAACACCAAAGGAUACAAAUGGUGGUAAAACACCGAAGUGGAAUCGUAUCAUCAACUCCUAUUUGCCAUUUGGUGUUGAAUCAUUUUAUCUUCAAAUUUUUGAUGAAAAAGCAUUCACUGCUGAUGAAUGCAUUGCUUGGGCACAUAUAAUACUUCCAAAUGGUAUAUUCUGCGGUGAGAUAAUCGAUGACUGGUAUCAACUUUCUGGACAACAGGGUGAAGGCAAAGAAGGUGUCAUAAAUCUUAUAACAUCAUUUACACCAGUUUAA